Tetrapisispora phaffii CBS 4417 is the source of this 1500-nucleotide messenger RNA. It is a transcript of the gene NOG2, whose product is annotated as putative GTPase NOG2. Bases 1 to 1500 code for a protein of 499 amino acids. The transcript is spliced from 2 exons. NCBI's taxonomy places the organism in Eukaryota, Fungi, Ascomycota, Saccharomycetes, Saccharomycetales, Saccharomycetaceae. Gene Ontology annotation, cellular component: nucleolus. The record is from RefSeq and is a predicted model, not a curated record. Gene Ontology annotation, molecular function: GTP binding.
AUGGGUCAAGCUAAGAAAGAGAAACAGAGAAGAAUUCGUGAAGGUAAUGUCAAAGAUGGUAACCUUAGAGUAAAAGGUGAGAAUUUUUACAGAGAUGGUAAAAGGGUUCAAUUCUUGAACAUGUACACUGGUGGUAAAGCUGUUCGUAAUGCUAAAGGUGAUAUAAUUAAAGCAGCAGAUUAUCAAGAUUCUGCUGUUCCUGAUGCACGUGUGGCUCCAGAUCGUAGAUGGUUUGGUAAUACUAGAGUCAUUUCUCAAGAUGCAUUACAAAACUUCAGAGAUGCUCUAGGAGAAACACAAAAGGACACUUAUCAAGUGUUAUUAAGAAGAAAUAAGUUACCAAUGUCUUUGUUGGAAGAAAAAGAUUCUACCGAAUCUCCAGUAGCUAAAAUUCUAGAUACUGAAAGUUUUGAAAAAACUUUUGGUCCUAAAUCUCAAAGAAAAAAACCAAGAUUAGCUGCCUCCAGUCUAGAAGAUAUAGUUCAAUCUUCUGAAUCUGAUCAUAAAGUUUAUGAAGAAAAGCAAGAACUAAGCACAACAUUAGGUUUGAUGGGUAGACAAAUGGAUGAAGAAGAAGGUUGGACUCAAGCAGCUAAAGAACAUAUUUUCAGCAAAGGCCAAUCAAAACGUAUUUGGAACGAAUUGUACAAAGUUAUUGAUUCUUCUGAUGUUGUUAUUCAUGUUCUUGAUGCAAGAGAUCCACUUGGGACAAGAUGUAAAUCGGUUGAAGAAUAUAUGACCAAAGAAACCCCUCAUAAACAUUUGAUUUUUGUUUUAAACAAAUGUGAUUUAGUACCAACAUGGGUAGCAGCAGCAUGGGUAAAACAUUUAUCUAAAGAUCGUCCUACAUUAGCAUUCCAUGCCUCAAUCACCAAUUCAUUUGGUAAAGGUUCAUUAAUUCAAUUGUUACGUCAAUUUUCUCAAUUACACACUGAUAGAAAGCAAAUUUCAGUUGGUUUUAUCGGUUAUCCAAACACUGGUAAAUCUUCGAUUAUUAACACAUUAAGAAAAAAGAAAGUUUGUCCAGUUGCUCCAAUUCCAGGUGAGACAAAGGUUUGGCAAUAUAUCACAUUGAUGAAAAGAAUAUUUUUAAUCGAUUGUCCAGGUAUUGUUCCUCCAUCUGCUAAGGAUAGUGAAGAAGAUAUUCUAUUUAGAGGUGUAGUCAGAGUUGAACAUGUUUCACAUCCAGAACAAUUUAUUGCUGGUGUUUUGAAGCGUUGUCAAAAGAAAUAUUUGGAAAGAACGUAUGAAAUUUCUGGAUGGAAAGAUGAUGUUGAAUUUAUUGAAAUGCUAGCAAGAAAACAGGGUAGACUACUGAAAGGUGGUGAACCUGACGAAUCUGGUGUUUCGAAACAAAUCUUAAAUGACUUUAAUAGAGGUAAAAUACCGUGGUUUGUACCUCCUCCUGAAAAGGAACAAAGGGAAGAAACAAGCGGUAAAAAAUCUGAACAAUCUGAAGUCAAGAUAGGUGACAAAAGAAAAGCAUCAACCGAAGAGUAA